Astrephomene gubernaculifera is the source of this 820-nucleotide messenger RNA. The record is from the annotation of a GenBank genome assembly. NCBI's taxonomy places the organism in Eukaryota, Viridiplantae, Chlorophyta, Chlorophyceae, Chlamydomonadales, Astrephomenaceae.
CUGGCUCUCCGCCGCGCAUGGGGAGAUGCGGCAGCAGCUGGUUUCGGAGCGGCUGGAGCUCUUGCACUGCUUGCUGCUCCUGUACGAGCAGUACGGCGUUACCUGCAAGCCAGAACGCGCCCAUUCGCUGGCGAGGCUGCUGCUGGACAGGGUGUUUGUUUCCGUACAGGUCGCAGGCGGCGGUGUAGCCGCUGACGCCGUGCCUACUGCGGCGGGCGAGGCCGCUGCUGCCGCCGACUCGCCCGCGGUGCUGAGUCAGCAGCUCGCUGCGUUGCUGCUGCUGAGCUGUCUGGACCUGCCGGGGCAUGUGCAGCUGGCGACGGCGACGGCGCCGCCAACAGGUGGUGCCGUGGAGGCUCUGCUGCCGCUGGGCGGCAAGACCAUGGACCUGCAGAAUCAGCUCAGCCAGUACGCAGCCACGCCUAGCACGGCAUUGUUGCUGAUGACAUGGGCGGGGUGCCUGCGGUUGUUGGACGCCGGCGGCGCGGGGCAUGUGAUACGGGACCUGGAUGGAGCGGCGAGGGACCUCGAGACGCGCGCGGCUGCAGCUGGCGGCCUGACGGCGGCGGCGGCAGCGGUGACGGCGCUGUGCUCCGCGGCGGGUGGCGCGCUGCUGCUGGUGUACCAUUCGGUGGUCAUCAAGGCGCUAUGCGUGCUGUGUACGGCAUUCGAUCUGGGUGUGGACACGCUGGAUCCGGCCAUGUACGACGUCGUGAUCUCCCUGCUGAAGCUUUGCGUGGAAGGCGACGCGCACGCAUGCGCGUCCUUAUGGGACGAGUCCUCCGCCGCCACCGCGCCGCUGAGAUCCCUGCUGGCCGCC